Messenger RNA from Dermacentor andersoni, 6249 nucleotides. RefSeq names its product mannan-binding lectin serine protease 1-like. Lineage: Eukaryota; Metazoa; Arthropoda; Arachnida; Ixodida; Ixodidae. The record is from RefSeq and is a predicted model, not a curated record. Gene Ontology annotation, biological process: proteolysis. Gene Ontology annotation, molecular function: serine-type endopeptidase activity.
GCCGUCAUCAUCGGACGCGCUGGUCGGUCUUCGAGUUACCGCCGCAGCGCCGGCGCGUUCGCGGAUAUAUUUCUUUGCCCCUGAGGGAAUGAGGCUUCAAGCGCGCUCGCGUCUCCUUAACUUCGCCCCUACCAGGUGAAAGACGUCGUUCGUAUAAAUGCCUGCUCUGCGCCAUCGGAAUCUACGCAAGCACCAACAUCGGCGGCUGGCAACAAGGAGAAGAAACCUUCGCACGCGGUGCUCCUUGAAGAACGAACGCGGUCGCGACGAUCAAGGAAACGACCGAGACGUGUAGAAACCGUGAAUACUUACUCCGUGCGUGGCGUUUUGUUUUCAGCCAGGUGCGUCUGCGAAGAAGAAGACCUGUUGGUCGCGGAAUUUCGUUUUUCAGACAUGGAAGAGGGCGUCGCGUCUGGUUCGGCGGUGUGUGAUCGGCUGCCGGGCUACGUUGUCGGACGGCAAGGACGUGAAAGUUGUGGUGAAAGUUGCAGAGACGCAGUACGUCGUGGACUUAGUAGGAGCACCGGUAAUCUGUGGCUUAGGACAGCGGUGUUUGCCGUGGCAACUGUGGUGUUGGCGAGUCAAGGAACGUGUCUACAGCUGUCCAUCGACCCGAACGACGGUUCUGUGCGCAUCCUGCGGGACAGGAGGGCCUCCACACCGUCGUCUGACUCACUGCGAGAAUUCAGGGAUUGCGGAGGCAACCUGACGGCGCUCUCGCGGCCGGCGCGUCUCUACAACCCGGGCUACCCGAAGGCGUACGAGUCCAACCAGCUCUGCCGCUGGAUCAUCACCGCCGACGGAGACAUCACGCUGAAGUUCGUCAACGUCGAGAUUGAAGAUUCACCGGGAUGCGAGUACGACAACAUCGACGUGCUCAUCGGGCCGAGGCAGGUCCCCAUGGGCAAGAUGUGCGGCACCAUCACGAACCGCACCAUCGCCACCAACUCCACGACGGUCACGGUGGUCUUCAAGUCGGACGAGUCGUACGAGGAAAAGGGGUUCUUCCUGGAGUUCUCCGCGGACACUGGAGUCGCAGAGCUCUCGGAGAACACCUGCGGCGACACGUUUACAGCCGACGAGGGCAACGUGACGAGCCCCGGCUACCCCUUCGAGUACCCGGACAACAGCAGCUGCUGGUCGCUCAUCAACGUGGAGCCCGGACGAGUCAUCGUCAUGCGAUUCAAGGUCAUCGCGCUCGAGUUUGACGAGACGUGCGCCUUCGACUACGUCGAGAUCUUCGACGGCUCCACCGAAGACUCUCCGUCUUUCGGCCGCUUCUGCGGCGACUCCCAGAAGCGGAUCCUUCGCUCCACCAGCAGCAGGGUGCUGGUGCACUUCAAGUCUGACGACCUGCUCAGCAAUCGCGGCUUCCUGCUUCAGUACGAGAGCAACAGCGGAGGCAUCAAGGUCAGCCACGACGGAGGUUGCGCCGUGGCCUCGGACUCGGAGAACGGCACGGUGGCCACGCCCAACUACCCCAACCGGUACCCGUCCUCGACGCACUGCCUGCUCGACCUGGAGGCACCGCGAGAGGCCAAGGUGGCGCUGCGGUUCGUCGACUUCUCGCUGGAGCCGGACGCGAACUGCACCUUCGACUUCGUCGAGAUCUGGGACGGGUUCCAGGACGGUUGGCGAUCUCUUGGACGACUGUGCGGGGACAAGGGCGAAAUGAAGGAACUGGUCUCCUCGGAGAACCGCAUGCGACUCAAGUUCUACAGCGACAACUUCUCCGAAUUCCGAGGAUUCUUCGCGAAUUUCUACCUCGUCUCCGCGGCUGACAAACCGGAAGUGGAAGACGCCAAGACUGUGAUCAUGCGCAAGAACUCCCUGGUUCCUGCCCGCGAGUUGAUUGAGGAAAUCUCGCCCGACGAGACGGUGGCCGGCGACGACCAGAGGAUCCUCAAGUGCAUUCCAAAAGUUCCCGGAUCCAGCGUCAAGUGGGUGAAGAACGAGACCGUGUUGAACGGCACCAUGCCCCUGCCCCACCUUUACCUGGUGUCGCCGAGCACGCUGUGGAUUCGGCGCAUGCACUCGGACCUGGCCGGCAGCUACACGUGCCUGGUGAGCACCGAGGACCGGGAGGCCAUGGCGACGACCCUCGUCGUCAUGGCCGGAACGAAGCCGCGCAGCAAGUGUAACGUCUUCUUUCGCAAGAGUCCCAAGGACCAGGAGAUCCCGCACGGCGAGACGGCCAUCAUGCACUGCACGGCCCAGGCCCCGCAGCGGCCCUCGUCCGACGUCAAGAUCAGCUGGCUGCGCAACGGGCUGCCCUUCCCGACCAGCACCCGGUACCGGGACCUGGGCAACGGGCUGGUCUACAUCAGCGACGCCAUGCCCAAGGACUCCGCCGUCUACACCUGCGUGGCCACCGACCGGCGCAGCAACUGCACGGUGCAGGAGUCCGCUCUGCUCAGGGUGCUGCCCAGGGUGAACAUCGAAGAGAUCUGUGGAAUACCGUUCGUGGGACGUCCCAACAUGUCGAAGCCGCACGUCGAGCAUGGAAAAAUUGUCGGCGGAAUGGACUCCCUCAAGGGUGCCUACCCGUGGCAGGUUAUGUUCUGGACGGACUUGCGCAAGGCGUUCUGCGGCGGAAGCCUGGUGAACGACCAGUGGGUGCUCACGGCUUCGCACUGCUUCAAGAGGGACGAGAUUCGCACAGACGAAGUGGAAGUGAGGCUGGGCAAAUACGACCAGACCGUGAUUGAGCCGCAGCAGGUGGUCACCAAGAUUGCUGACGUACACUUCCACCCGAACUUCAACGUGAACACGUUCGACAACGACAUCGCAUUGGUCCAGCUCGCGGACCGGGUGACCUUCACGGACUACAUCCUGCCCGUGUGCCUGGGCGACAGCGCGACCAUCGAGCGUGACUACUUCAGCUCGGGAGACGUGCAGCUGGGCACCGUGACCGGCUGGGGACAGCUCACCGAAAGCGUCAACACGCUCCCUCGGUACCUGCAGGAGAUCAGGCUGCCCAUCAUCGACCACAAGACCUGCCAGGCGUCCACGCAGUACCCGGUGACAAGGAACAUGUUCUGCGCGGGCUACAAACAGGAGAUCGUGGGCGACGCGUGCAAGGGUGACAGUGGUGGUCCCUUCGUGAUACAGCGCAAGAACCGCUGGUACCUCAUCGGCAUCGUCAGCUGGGGCGUCGGAUGCGGCCGCAAGGACCACUACGGCUACUACGCCAAGGUCAGCAACUACCACAGCUGGAUCAAGGAGAAGAUCCUCUACUUAGUGAACAAAUCUUCACCUAGGGUCUCUCGAGUCUUGAGAGGGCGCAGAACACAUUCGCCCACCGGGUGCCGGCAUGGAUUUUUGUUUCGCGCGGUGACGUCGUGUAGAGGGAAACAAAGAAAGCAAGUGGCCAUGCUUCGUUUGAUCCGUGACGUCUCGAGCAUCGUUGUCCGACACAAGGACAGCGCCAAUGGCCAGCAUUUACAUGGAGCACGCGGAGGACUUUGUAGGAAUGCUGGGAAUAUGCGGCUUAGGAUAGCGAUCCUUGCAGCAACCGCCGUCAUGCUGGCGAGACAAGCUACAUGCCUGCAGUUCUCCAUAGACCCGGUGGACGGUUCCGUGCGUCUCCUGAGAGGCAGGAGACCGUACCUGACAGCAGCCGAACCUGGGUCAGUGCGCGAAUUCAGGGAUUGCGGAGGCAACCUGACGGCGUUUCCGUUUCCAGCGAGAAUCUACUCUCCGGGUUACCCAAGGACCUACGAGUCGAACCAGCAGUGCCGUUGGGUCAUCACCGCGGCCGAAGGGAACAUCACGCUGCGGUUCCUCAAUAUUCAGAUCGAGGAAUCGCCCGGAUGCGAUUUCGACAACGUCGAUGUCCUGAUCGGCCCGAGCCAGGACUCCGUGGGUAAGAUGUGCGGCGCCAUGUCGAACCACACCGUGGCCACCAACUCCUCAUCCGUCACGGUAGUCUUCAAGUCGGACGAGUCCUACGAGGAAAAGGGGUUCUCCAUGGAGUUCCACGCGGAAAUUGACCCCUCAGGUCUCGCCGAAGAAUGCGGCGACACACUGGCGGGCGAACGGGGCAACGUGACGAGCCCCGGCUACCCGCUCCAAUACCCGCACAAAAGCAGCUGCUGGACGCUCGUGAACGUCGAGCCCGGUCGCGUCGUCGUCAUGCGCUUCGAAGAUUUGGCUCUGGAGGUCGACAACUUGUGCACCUUCGAUUUCGUCGAGAUCUUCGACGGCCCUACUGAAGACUCUCCAUCUCUCGGCCGAUUCUGUGCGGAAUCCCAAAAGCGCACCCUCAGGUCUACAGGCAGCAGUGUCCUGGUCCACUUCAAGUCCGACGACUUGAUCAGCAGCCGGGGCUUUCUGCUCGAGUACGAAAGUGACAUCGGAGGCAUCAAGGUCAGCCACGAAGGAGGCUGCACCGUAACGUCAGGUUUCGAGAACGGCACCGUGGCCACGCCCGACUACCCCGACAGCUACCCUGCCUCGGCCCACUGCCUGCUCGACCUGGAGGCCCCGCGAGGGGCCAAGGUGGCGCUUCGGUUCGUCGACUUCUCGAUCGAGUCGGACGCCGACUGCAACUUCGACUUCGUCGAGGUUUGGGACGGGCACCAGGACGGUUGGCGAUCUCUGGGCCGACUCUGCGGGGACAAAGGCCAGAACGCCGAGCUGGUCACCUCGGAGAACCGCAUGCGACUCAAGUUCCGAACAGACGACUCACAUGAGUCUCGAGGCUUCAUGGCGAACUUCCAUGUGAUUUUCCCGCAAGACAGGCUGGAGGUGGAAGUGGGCAGUACUACUACCAUGCGCCCAAGGUCGCUGGUGCCAGCGCUCGAUCUGAUGCAGGAGAUCCCCAGCAACGUGAAGGUGGUCCAAGAUGACGAGGCAUUUCUCAACUGCAUACCGAAAGUGCCUGGAUCCAGCGUAACGUGGAUCAAGGACGGAGUUGUCCUGAACGGCACCACGGCCCCGCCCCUACUGCACUUGGUUCCGCCGAGCACUCUGUGGAUCCGGCAGAUGCACUCGGAGCUUGCCGGCAGCUACAGCUGCGUGGUCAUCACAAAGUACCUGGAGGCCGUGUCUACGAGCGUGGUCGACAUGGAGGGAACGAAGACGAGCGACGAGUGUGACAUUCGAUUCGUCAAGAGUCUCAAGGACCAGGAGGUUCCCCAGGGAGAGACGGUCGUCAUGAAGUGCGCCGCCAGCGUGCCGCAGCGGCCUUCGUCAGACGUCGAAAUAAGGUGGCUGCGCAACGGUAUGCCCUUCCCGACCGGCAACCGGUACCGGGAUCUGGGCUACGGGCUGGCUUACAUCAGCGAUGCCACGUCCGAGGACUCGGCCGUGUACACGUGCGUGGCCACCGACCGCCGUAAUAGCUGCGCCAUCCGGGAAUCCGCCCUGCUCAGUGUGCUACCCAGAAUCAACAUCGAAGAGAUUUGUGGCAGUCCUGUUAACAGCAGCCGCCCCAACACGACGAAGUCGCAAGCCAAGAUUGUCGGCGGGGUGGACACGGUGAAGGGUGCCCAUCCAUGGCAGGUGAUGUUCUGGUCCCCGUCUUUGGCCAAGGCGUUCUGCGGAGGCACUCUUCUGAACGACCAGUGGGUGCUGUCGGCGUCACACUGCUUCCAGCACGAGAUGGUCCACCUGGACGAAGUCGAAGUACGACUGGGCAAGUUCGACAGGCUCGAGGACGAGCCCCAGCAGGUCAUCACCAAGAUCGCCGACGUGUACUACCACCCGCAGUUCGACGCAAACACGUUCGACAACGACAUAGCGCUGCUGCAGCUCGCCGACCGGGUGAAGUUCACGGACUACAUCCUACCGGCGUGCCUGGGCGACAGCGCGGCCAUCGAGCGCGACCACUUCGACUCGGGCGCCGUGCGCAAGGGCAAGGUCACCGGAUGGGGACAGCUCGCCGAGAACGCGAACACGCUGCCCCGGUACCUGCAGGAGAUCGAGCUGCCCAUCGUGGACCCCGCGCUCUGCAGAAACGCGACGGUGCACAAGGUCACGGAGAACAUGUUCUGUGCUGGAUACGCACAGGAGAUUGUAGGCGAUGCCUGCCAAGGAGACAGUGGAGGACCCUUCGUGGUGCAGCACAAGAACCGCUGGUACAUCGUCGGUAUCGUCAGCUGGGGCGUCGGGUGUGGUCGCAGGGGCCAUUACGGUUACUACACCAAGGUCAACAACUACCACAACUGGAUCAAAGAGAAAAUAGUCUACUAGCAGUCUACUAAACUUGUUGUUCUGUGAUUAUUUUUUUUUUCACAGACACACCCA